GUUUAACUAAGAUUUGUUACAUCGUCCAAGAUCAUUCUCUCAAUACUUCUUUACAAAGCGCUGGAGUCGGAUACGGUUUGCUUCUAUUGCUGGUUUUCAUACAUCGACAUGGCGUUUUGAAAUCCGUACUGACAGUCUUUUUUGCUUGUGACGACGACAUGAUUACAACAGCCGACCUACGUUCACAUCCACAUACGCAUCAACAUUCACACGAUAUACUACGCGCACACAUACCACCUACCUAUGGCAUCCUUCGCCGCGCAGGCCGAUGCGAUUCGGUCUGCCAUUGUGUCAGUAUCGACAUGCACGCCUGCUACAUCUGCCGCCUUGAAAGAGUUGCUCCACGGAAGACAAGACCACGAUGAAUCCUCGAAACCCACCCUCAAACCCUCACGAAAACCCGCCCAGUCUACCGCCAAGACAAAACCUUCAACAGCCAAGAAGCCCGUCAAAGGUGCAGGAGACGCGUGUAAUAGCUCCAGUGACAUGAGCCCGAAAGAGAAAGCGGUUCUUGCCACGCAUGUUGUGAAUGCUGCACUGAAAGCUUUAGCAACUGCCGCAAAGACGCCGCCGCCGUCGAGCCGAGUACAGUCACCAUCAAAGGGCGGCGCAGCCAAAUCCGCGGCUCGAACUCGCCUUCGGAGAUCAGCCUCGGUGCCAAUGACUCCCCUACAGCCGCGAUCUCUCAAUCGAGUUGAGACAUCUCCUGUUACAACGAAGACGAGCUUGUUGCAGUCAACACCUGCUUCAACGGGAUGUUUAGCCCUUGUAGAAUGCGCCCGAGUAUCCUUCGCAACCCUCCGGAGUUUACAAGCUUCUGGCGCAGUCACACUCCCUGAUUUUCAGCUUGAAUCUGGAAUGUCUUCCCUCAUCACUAAACUCAUUGCGCUUAGGUUGUUUGAUCACGCAGUCAGGGAGCUGCGAAUAUUGAAAAGGCGGUUAGAGGGCAUGGCACUCGCGUACGAAAACAAGAAGAGCAGCGCAUCAAUGAAAGGCACCACUACAGCGCCUCAGACUCUUUCAGAUCUAUUAGACUACCCCGAUGGCCCCUAUUCAAAACCUCUUCUUGGUUUCAUCGCCACCGCUCAAUUACACGCCCUUCGAAUCAUGUACGAGCUGAACAAGACAACGCAUCUUGAAGCGACAUUACCCUUCUUGCGGCCACUUAAUUCAUCAUCACCCCUGAAACUACUUUUGCUGUGCGCGGAAGGCGAGAAGUCCGAACGCGCAAAGGUAGCAAAACAACUGGAUACCUUAUCCCAACUUCUACUGUCUAUGGCCCCGAGCUUGGCUUCGAAGGACGAUAGCAUCGCUCUAGAGCCGAGGUUGAGCCCUUCUCCCGAAACAGCACUUGAAAUACAGACUUUGGGCUUGAUUGCCCGAAUGGAAUCAUGGAAUUGCUCUGUCCACAAAGGCGAUACUGACAAAGAGAUACUGCUGCCUCUCGCCAAGUGCUUACAGGCUUUCUUGAGAAGGACAUCACCGGAGCAGAGCCCAAGACUCGUGGCUGCCUUUAACCAGAUUUGGGAGAAGGUGGAAAUGUUCGAGUUACAGGUUCCAAACUCUUCAAAUAGCUCUCUUGCUUCCAUUUAUCAAUUAUUCGCCAAGGGUUUCCAAGAAGCCGGAAAUCCGAAAGAGGCCAAGAAAUGGACGUCCAAGUGGCGGGGAUUCUCGAAAUCAGAACAAGAGUCCGCUGCUAAAUGUUGUGCCGUCGAUGCUCAAUUACUUACUUUAUCACUGCAAGAUUCAUCUACAGCAGAUAGGAACUUAGUGAUGCAAGUGUUAGAUGGCAUGCAGCAGCCUCUAAGCGGCAGUAUUGUGGAAUUAGAUGAUCUUCUCGUCACUCUUUGUGGUCUCCGAAAGACUGCUUUCAGCAUCAUUAAUAAGGAGUCCUCUUGCGAUACUGAACAAGGCCCAAACAGUUGUCGAGAUCUUCUGGAGAAGUUCAUAGCUCAAAUACCUCGCUUUGCUCUGAGAUGGCUAGGCCGCCCACCAGAGUCGAAAGGCUCAACCAAAGACUUGCUUCGAUUUGAACAACGACGACAGCUCUUGUCAAAGUACCUACGCCAGCUUCUAGAUUCAGCUUUGUUCCUUAAUAAAACCCAAUUGGACGAAGGGAGGUGGACAUGGGAAACAUUAGAUCCUCUGUUGCAGGACAUUUUAACAUUGUUGGAUUAUAUGGGUGACCUUGGACAGUUAUCGAAAGGAAACCCAUCAUCUUCAUAUCACGUUAAGGUUUCGCAUCUUUAUUACCAAUCACAUUUAGCGCUUCGCGACUCCAGGGCAACCGGCGAUGAGGGUACGUCGCUCCGAGCUCUCAAAAGAUCUAUCGACAGCGUGCGAUCACAACCCGAACCCGAGCAGACCCGUGCCCAGCUGUUAAGUAAAUGGGAAGCCUUGGUUGAGUUGUGCAAAUUCUCUAACCGGAAGGAUGACGCUAUCCAUGCAUUGCGUUCAAUAAGAGACCACUUGGUUCGUUGCGACACAGUUCAGACUAUUACAACGAGCCUAGCAAGCCAACCAGUCAGGCAGUCGUGGAAGAUCAGCCCUGAAACAGAACUACUCUCUCGUUCCGUCUGUAACCUGGCAAAAUUGGAACGAAGGCCGAACGAUUGGACUUGGUUGCUUACAGGCAAAGACAAAGCGACUGCACUGGAACACGAUCUAAACUUCAUCCUUACCAAUGAAAAUAAGAACCAGUAUAGGAUAGACAUGUCAGAUACGAUCGUUUCCAGCCUCUUGCAGUUCUAUUCUCUUGAGAACUAUCCUAUCAGACGACUCCGUUCUUUGCUUCUACUACUUAUGAGUAGUAUAGACUCACGAGAACAAGUAAAUAAGCUGCGAGUCGAAGCCGAGGAAGCUUCAGCAAAGCUCCAAGACGGGUGUCUAGAGAGCGAUUCGUCUCUUGCGCGCUAUGUUCCAUACCUAUGCCAACUCACCGUGUGUGUCCUUGGGAUCACCUGCGGCGAAUUUGCACCAUCCGAAUUAGACGAAGUUAUAUCAACCUGGAAAUCGAUGGCAGCUAGCUGUCAAUCAGUCAAGCAAUUAUCUCAGCAUGUCGACGAUCCACAACAGCUCCUUCAGACGCUUCAAUCCUUGGCAGAUCUCGCAAGAAUGAAGGGACAUCAGAGUCUUCUCACGAACAUCGUUGAACUCUCCACCAUGGUUUCCCAACUAACUACUGAGGACAAUAUCGAGACACAUAUAGUGCAGAGCUCUAACCUUUGCUUAAACUACCUCCACCUCAGUCAUUCCGUCAAAGCCGAGAAGGCUUUGAGAGUUGUUAUGGAAAGUGUGACUUUACCCCAGAUAUCGAAUGACGUUGUCUCUUAUUUCCAUCUAUCUGCGGCGGAGUAUCACCUCACGAUUGGGAAUUUCGAUGAGGCCGAGAGACAUCUAGAAAAUGCCCGCAAUGUAGCUCUUGCCUCUUCCACAAGUCAACCUCGGAAACGAAACACUCUAAUCAACCGCAAAAUCACUACAGCAUAUGCUUCAUUCUUGUCCGCAGGUUUGUACCUAGAACGAGGCGAGAACCACCGGGCCCUGAAACUUGCUAAGACAGCUGUCAAGGUCUUAUUCCAUGACUGGUCACAGCUAGAACAAUAUAGGGCCACUUCAACAGAUGAAAGCAUAGGGGAUCUUUCACGAACUGACCCGUCCAAUGAGGAUUCCAGUCUCGAUAAUUCUCGCAUGUCCGAACUUGACGUUUCCAGGGCAAACACUGGACCAGAGUUUUGGGCGCUUGUCCACCCAUUAUACCGCUAUACUUGUCGACUUGCCUCGGUUUAUGAACAUCUUGGCAUGUACCAAGAAACACUCUAUUACGCGGAGCAAGCCCAGAAGAUUGCGAAGAGUAUGGGCUCUUCGGUCUAUAGCGCUCAGGCUACCACGUAUCUCGCGUCCGUUUCGCUGACAGCUGAAAAUGUGCCGAGAUCAUUAGAGCUAGUAGCCGAGGUCAAGCCGGAUCUUCUUUCCUCGGAGCCAACCUACCAAGCAGUGAUUACCCUAUGCAGGGCCGCUUCCGUCUAUCAAAAAGCAGAAGAAGUACGCAUUGAGCAGGAAUUCCUCAAGAAAGCGGAAUCAAUGGUACAGGCCUUAAAGGGCAAGUUUCUUCCUCAGAAAGACACGGUCAUAGACCAUUUAGAAGCCGAAUCAACGCAAAUUCCCAUCAAAACAAGCUUACCAGUAAGAUCCAAGGGGCGAGGGCGCAUCGCUGCGAAGCCAGCGCCGGCACCAAAGAAAACUGCUGCCAACAAGACUACUACCAAAGCAAUGGUUGCGCCGGUGAAACCAACAGCUCAGACUAGCGAAGAAGAUUCUCAGCUCACAUCAUUAGAAACAUCGGUGCUCCAUUCACGUUCUCUCGCACUUAUCGAAAAGAAAGAAUGGGCAGCAGCCAUCUCAACACUGCAAAGCUCAACACAACUAUCUAAUUUAUCCCGAGAUCUUUCAAAGAAGCAUUUCUUGCUUGGAAUCAGUCUUAUGGGCCAGAGUUUAGCAAAAAUGGGUAGUGAUUCGGUGUUCUCUCUCAUCCAAGACUCUACACUCUCGUUUCCUUCAGUAGCUAUAACCGCGAAGGAUAAGAACCCUCACGGUCAAUCACUUAUGAAACGAGCCUCGCCGAUUCGCACACCUCGGCUAGCCUUGCAAGGUACGCAAGACUUCGUAGCAAACUUACAUGAUGCUCAAGAGCACCUAUUAGAAGCUCACGCGAUAGCAACACACAAUGGUGACAGCUUCCUGGUUCACCGAGUCGCAGCAGCGUUGCAGAACGUCGUAGUCCUGUUGUCGAAUACCAGCUCGGCCGGUAGCUGUGCAAGUCAUCCUGCAUAUGCCACCUGUUCCAUUGAACUAGCACGGAACUUAACGUGGCGCCGCGAGCGAAAGGCGAAUGGCUACGACGCAUCGAAAGAUACCAAAGAAGCCUGGCCAAUGGCUAUUGAGAGUCCCGAUUCAAGGCGGACUAGUCUUGGAUUCUCUAUUGACAUGAAUCGAUUUCAGAGAGAAUAUGUCGAUAUUAUUCCCGACACCUGGAACGUCGUAUCACUAUCCCUGAACGAGGCCACAACAGAAUUGUGUGUUACCAAGCUACAGGCAGGGUUCAGUCCUUUUGCAUUACGCCUACCUCUCGACCGAGCGUCCUCGAGGGAUGUCGACAACGACGUGUUCGAUUUUCCACAAGGGCGUUCUGAGCUUCUCGAACUCAUACGACAAGCAAACCAGACCUGCCACGAUGCUCGAGACAUGAGCCAGAAAGAAGCAAAGGAGGCAUGGUGGGCUCAGCGCGAGGAACUGGACGAUCGCCUCAGGCAGCUUCUCGAGACCAUUGAGUCAAUGUGGCUAGGCGGGUUCAAAGGCAUUUUUUCUCAACACCACAAGCGUACCAACUUCCUUGCGAGAUUCCAAAAGACUUUUCAGGUCAUCCUUGAGAAACACUUGCCAUCUAGACAGCAAUCUGGCGGUAUGAAAAGGAAGAAAAAUACACCCAGGGUGAACCUUGACCCUCGAAUCUUGGAACUGUUUGUUGGCUUGGGUGACGCUACGGUGCCAGACUGCGACAUGGAUGAGCCACUAAUGGACUUAUUGUACUUCGUUGUAGACGUUCUACAGUUCCAUGGUGAACCUAAUCCCUACGACGAGAUUGACUUCGACGCAAUGGUUGUUGAUACCUUUGAUGCAUUACAUGCAUAUCACUCGGCGAUAAAGGAGACAAAGAAAUCCCAGAAGGAAACACACACAAUUCUCGUCCUCGACAAAUCUCUACACGUCUUUCCCUGGGAAUCUCUGCCUUGUCUACAAGGUCUCGCCGUCUCACGUGUCCCAUCCCUCGACUAUUUACGUCGCUCUAUCUUGGAAGCAAAGGCUUCUUCGACUCAGCAAGAUUCCGCUGAAUCAGACUCGGACGGGUCCAACAACUCUACUUCCUCAUCUUACACAGGCCACCAUGUCUCAAUCAACUCGGGGACAUACAUCCUCAACCCGAGCACAGACCUAACAAAUACCCAGGCAACUUUUGGCCGAGCACUCUCCUCGCUACCCCCAGCUUGGGACAGCAUCGAAGCACGUGCGCCAACGGAGGCCGAGUUCGAAGCAGGGCUCACGAACAAAGACAUCAUGCUGUACUUUGGCCACGGCUCAGGCGCACAGUAUAUCCGCGGGCGCACGGUCCGGCAGCUCGAGAAAUGCCGCGCCGUCGCCCUGCUCAUGGGUUGCAGUUCCGCCUCGCUCACCCACGUCGGGCAGUUCGAGCCCUACGGCCCUGUCCGCGACUACAUGUUAUCAGGCUCGCCCGCCGUCGUCGGCACUCUCUGGGACGUCACGGACCGCGACAUCGACCGCUUCGCGGGCGCCGUGUUCGAGGAAUGGGGCUUGUUCCCGCGAGGUACCUUUACGGAGGACGCUGCCACUCCUUACCCGAAAACCCCGGGCAAAGGGAAAGGGAAAGCGUCUGCGCAGAGGAGGAGGAAAGCCGUCGCUGCUGCCCCCGAGGGAAAGUGUGGGACUGCUAGUCUGGUCGAGGCCGUCGCGAAGGCAAGGACUGAAGCGUGUCGGUUCAAGUAUCUGACGGCGGCGGCGGUGUGCGUAUAUGGUAUCCCUGUUUACAUCAGCAAGUGAAGGAAACGGGUGAACAUACUAUCUACAUGCCAAAUUCAACCCGAACCAAACCAACCCUAAUCCAUUAUGUGUAGCGGAAUACAUCAGCUAGAUCAGCGCACGAAUGAUUUCCCGUACACACACUGACCGAAAUAUCUUUGCAUGGCGAAGGAGUUUUACAUAUUUCUCUUCUCCCCCCUUCCUCCUCUCUGGGAAGAAAUACCGCUUCAGUAAUUGAAUAGCGACGCGGCAAGGGUUAAGAUUAAGGCGCAGAAAAGGAAAGGAAAGGAAUUGCACCUGUAUGAAUUGUACUUGUUUGUCUCGUUUGAUUGCAAUAUGUUAUAUACCUCUCUGGUUUUUCUGUUCAUGUACAUACACAGUGCCUAGGUUAGGCCAAGUCAAGUUUAAUGAAUCGCUUGCUCUCUUGUUUUGCGCAAGCGAAAUAUGACAUAUACUGAUAGAC
Molecule: messenger RNA, 7057 nt
Organism: Xylaria bambusicola
Lineage: Eukaryota; Fungi; Ascomycota; Sordariomycetes; Xylariales; Xylariaceae
Product: peptidase family C50-domain-containing protein
Exons: 1
Coding region: 244-6615 (2123 amino acids)
Biological process (GO): meiotic chromosome separation; proteolysis
Cellular component (GO): centrosome; mitotic spindle; mitotic spindle pole body
Molecular function (GO): protein binding; cysteine-type endopeptidase activity
Source: RefSeq, a predicted model, not a curated record